This is a messenger RNA of Hordeum vulgare subsp. vulgare (domesticated barley), 1029 nucleotides long. RefSeq names its product flavanone 3-dioxygenase 2-like. Bases 222 to 653 code for a protein of 143 amino acids. NCBI's taxonomy places the organism in Eukaryota, Viridiplantae, Streptophyta, Magnoliopsida, Poales, Poaceae. The transcript has 4 exons. The record is from RefSeq and is a predicted model, not a curated record.
CAUCCGCUCGUAUCGUCUCUCCAAGUGUCCAGAUCUGAUCCGCCCCGCCUCCGUCUCCGACCAACCACCGCCGCCCCCACCCAUUCCUCUCCUCUCCAUCUCUCUCCCUCCCCCAUUCUUCCACCGGCAUGGCGGAGCAACUCAUCUCCACGGCCGUGCACCACAUGCUUCCCGACAUCUAAGUCCGCUCGGAGGCGGAGCGGUCGCGCCUCGACGAGGUCAUGCCCGAUGCCGACAUCCCCGUCAUCUACCUCACCGACCCCGACCGCACCGCCGUUGUCUCCCAGAUUGGCGCCGCCUGCACCUCCCAUGGCUUCUUCCUGGUUCUGAUUCCCAUUCUGUCCCACUUGCAUGGUGCUCUGUUUUCGACACAAAUGGCGUUGCUCUGCUUUCGCUCACAGUGCGUGGUUUCUGAUCGCCAGGUGCUCAACCACAGGCUGCAGGUGGCGCACGACUUCUUCCGCCUCUCGCUGGAGGAGAAGGCGAAGCUCUACUCCGACGACCCCGCCAAGAAGAUGCGGCUAUCCACCAGCUUCAACAUGCGCAAGGAGACCGUCCACAACUGGCGCGACUACCUCCGACUGCACUGCUACCCGCUCGAGCAGUUCGUGCCGGAGUGGCCGGCCUAUCCACCGCCCUUCAGUUUGCUAUGACGCGGACAAGCUGCUCCUGUAGGUGGAGGAUUCCUCAUGGGUGAUCAACAUAUCUCUACUACCCUCACACAUGAUGCAAUAUUUCUAGCUGAGGGAGUACAAGUAGACUCUUAAUGGUUACAUGGAUAGAAAACGGUGAAUUACGAAGCCAAGUGUGAAGCUGUGAAGUGUAUCAACAAAGAGUAGCAUAUGUAUUGUAAUAGUAGGCAGUAGUAGGCAUAUUUGGGUUGUGGUGUAGUGUAAAGAUUGUAAUAGACAAAAUUAAUGUUGGUUUGGACAAAUUUAUUUGCUCCCUAGCCUAUUUGAAAUAUUGAUUGUGAACGUGAUUUGAAUACCUAUGAAAUGGAAACUUCACAAGGGGGGCCAAGUUAUGAUA